GGAUUUAGACCGUGGUCAUCUUCAACUCAGACUACACUUUCAGGACAUAUACACUAGUCUAAGGAGCCAUGGCAUUUCAGUCAAAUGUGGUCAACUCGCAGCCUGUAGUGGUCACACAGUACACUGUGUCCUCUGGACUGUCAGAUUGGAGUACAGAUGUGUGCGACUGCUGUGAUGACUGUGGCAUUUGUCUUUGUGGAACAUUUAUUCCUUGUAUCCUGGGCUGCAAGGUGGCUCAAGACAGCGGGGAGUGCUGCUGCCUGCCUUUCCUUCCAGGUGUCUCGAUCGCUUUGAGGACAAGCAUCCGCAGCAAAUAUAACAUCAGUGGCUCAGUGUGCGAUGACUGGGUAAUCAUGGUUUGUCUUCCUGCAUGCGGUCUGUGCCAAAUGGCAAGAGAGCAGAAGAUGAGGGGGUGAACGGAUAUGGCGCAGACUAAUUUUCAAAUUACACUGCAAGAUAUUUGAAAUUUUUUUUGGUCUAGAUACUAUUUCAGUAGCUUGUUUGUAAAUUUCAGUCGCUACGGGCUGCCUAAUAAUUGGCUUUAGGUUGCAUUUUGCUUAGCGAUAAUACUGCAUGCUGUUAUUAUACAUUGCAUCUAUGUUAUAGGCUGGAACCAGUAAAAUCUGUCAUGAUAAGUUAAAAAGCAACUCACUGUUUUGAAUUAGAUUUUAUGCAUGAAAGUGGUACAGAAAGGAGAAGUGAACAGUGACUGUAAAAACAACACUGACCUCUCCCUUUGUACCAGUAUUUUAAUGACAGAGCAGAGUUGAAACACAUUAUUUUUGUUAGAAUGCAAUAAUCCCUUAAAUAAUGAUUUUAUUCAUACAACAUAAUUCAAUAAUGCAUUUCAUUUAUAUGUUAAAUAUUCUGUUAAAUGAUGUUUUGUGUAUGUGUUUUACUUAUACUCAUACAAGAAACAGUAUUUCAAUUAAACCAACAGGACAUGU
Melanotaenia boesemani (Boeseman's rainbowfish) is the source of this 947-nucleotide messenger RNA. RefSeq names its product cornifelin (gene cnfn). The coding region runs from base 69 to 416 and encodes 115 amino acids. Gene Ontology annotation, cellular component: cornified envelope. Lineage: Eukaryota; Metazoa; Chordata; Actinopteri; Atheriniformes; Melanotaeniidae. The record is from RefSeq and is a predicted model, not a curated record. The transcript is spliced from 4 exons.